GUCGUCUUCUCACGGUCGUCAACAUCCUCGCAGACACAGGAGCGAAAAUGUUUGUCCACCUUGUCCUGGCAAGACGAUCGCGUUUAUGUCAAUAUAACGGCUGACCUUUUUGUUAACCGGGUAAUACUGAGCUAAAGCCAUGAAGCUCACACGCAAGUUAGUGCUUGCCAAGGCUAAAGCCUCUGACUUGGAGAGCGUGAGGAAGCUAAACUGCUGGGGAUGCAACUUGACUGAUAUUUCCAUCUUUUCUGAAAUACCAAAUGUUGAAGUUCUGACUUUAAGUGAUAACAAGAUCACAUCUCUGUCCCCAUUCUCUGGCUGUCUGUCACUGACUGAGCUUUACCUGAGAAGAAACAUGAUCCAGUCCCUGUCUGAGCUCACUCAUCUACGGCCACUGACUCACCUCAGAGUCCUAUGGUUGGCUGAGAACCCAUGUUGUGGUGAGAACACGAGCCAGUAUCGCCUCACUGUCCUGCGCUGCUUACCUGGCCUACACAAACUGGACGACCAAGUGGUGACAGAAGAUGAAGUUGCGUUUGCACUCACCGAAGGGGAAGAGAUUCUUACCCCGCCUGGUAUUGUUACCAACCAGCCGGCAAAGAACGGACAUCAGGAUGCCGACACGGAAACUGACCCUCUUAACUACAACAUGGAGGAGACAAAUAAAAUCAGACAAGAGUUGGGGAUGAAGCCCUUGUCCAGAGACAAGUUCCCGUCCGUGUCAUCACCUUUGACAAGAACAUCCAUUAGAAAGAAUCACACUUUGGAUGCCAUUCUUCUCCUGCUGAAGGAUUUGGAUGAGGAGGAGCUUCGCAUUGUAAAUACAGCCACACACAACCUGUUGCAGACUUACACACUGGGGACUGACACGAUGAGAGCAUCACAACAGUCACUGACAAACUGCUGACGGUUCAUUUGACUCUUUCAAAUUUUACUUGAUAUGAGCCUAAACAAAUCUGCUGAGACAUGACAGUCCACAUGUAUAUCUGCCUUGCAAUACUUCUGAAUGUAAGCUUUUGUUUGUGUAUUUGUGUUAAUAAUAAAGACAGAAAAAUGUGAUUUCCUUUUUGGUACACU
Synchiropus splendidus (mandarinfish) is the source of this 1077-nucleotide messenger RNA. RefSeq names its product cilia and flagella associated protein 410 (gene cfap410). The coding region runs from base 140 to 907 and encodes 255 amino acids. Gene Ontology annotation, cellular component: U4/U6 x U5 tri-snRNP complex. The transcript has 7 exons. The record is from RefSeq and is a predicted model, not a curated record. NCBI's taxonomy places the organism in Eukaryota, Metazoa, Chordata, Actinopteri, Syngnathiformes, Callionymidae. Gene Ontology annotation, biological process: mRNA splicing, via spliceosome; cytoskeleton organization. Gene Ontology annotation, molecular function: protein binding.